Porites lobata is the source of this 778-nucleotide messenger RNA. The record is from the annotation of a GenBank genome assembly. Lineage: Eukaryota; Metazoa; Cnidaria; Anthozoa; Scleractinia; Poritidae.
AUGCAAAACGACGAGUGCUUGGCGGAGUUUCGGGUCCAUAAACACGACCUUCCUAUUCUAGCGGAGGUUUUAGGAAUUCCUGACCAAUUUGUCUUGGAACAAAGAAGUGUUGUAGGAGGAAUGGAGGCACUAUGCAUGUUGCUGAAGAGGCUGACAUACCCGUGUCGAUACAGUGAUUUGUUGCACAGGUUCGGACAACGACCUGUAUCGGUAAUUUGCCUGGCUACAAACUGUGUUCUGGACUUCAUUUACGAAGCCCAUUGCCGAAGAAUUACCGACUGGAAUCUGGCCGUAUUGAAUCCACCUGCCCUGCAAACGUAUGCUGAUUGUAUACAUCAACAUGGAGCACCUCUAGACAACUGUUUUGGUUUUAUCGACGGGACAGUGCGUCCGAUAGCCAGGCCAGGAACAAACCAACGAAUCCUUUAUAAUGGCCACAAGCGGGUACACAGCUUAAAAUUCCAGGCUGUAGCCAUCCCAAAUGGUCUUAUCGCCCAUUUAUAUGGUCCAGUUGGUAAGAAUCUGAUGUAUGAUCUCGUAAAAAUAAAAAACAUUUGCUAGGAUUACUGUGAAAUUUUGCCAGUGAAGUGUCCCAUAUUUGAAGAAGAUUAAUGCAUAUAAAACAUAUCGGAAAAAAACAGGUCAGAAACAGAAAAAAGUUGUACAGUUUUACACUGAAGGAGGUUUACUAUGUUUGCCAUCCAUAUACAGGAAUUAGCAUUUCCCAGUCAGAAUGCUUGACCAUACCGAAGGCACUUUCCUUUUUUGCCUUUCAGAG